Penicillium digitatum Pd1 is the source of this 1008-nucleotide messenger RNA. RefSeq names its product Short-chain dehydrogenase/reductase SDR. Gene Ontology annotation, molecular function: 3-beta-hydroxysteroid 3-dehydrogenase (NADP+) activity. The record is from RefSeq and is a predicted model, not a curated record. NCBI's taxonomy places the organism in Eukaryota, Fungi, Ascomycota, Eurotiomycetes, Eurotiales, Aspergillaceae.
AUGGGCACAGUCAUUAUCACAGGUGCAACUGGCUCCCUCGCGCUUGAAGCAGUGCAACAACUUCUAUGGUUGCAUCCCUCGUUGACCAUUGUUGGCACUGUCCGAAAUGCGAAGAAAUCCCCCAAAAGUGCUCAGUUACUUCGACUGGAAGAGAUUGCACAGCGAUAUUGUUCCGGGAGGUUCCUGAUCAAAAGUGUCGAUUUGAAUUCUAUUUGGGAGGUACGAGCUUUCUCAAACGAAAUUGCUAGCCUCGUGGAAUCUAGCGAGCUUCCACCCAUUUCCGCCAUCAUUUGCAAUGCGUUCACAUGGUCACUAGAUGGUCAGCAAUUUUCCAAGGAUCAGUUAGAAUCUACAUUCCAAGUCAAUCAGCUGUCGCACUUUUUACUGGUGCUCAAACUUCUGCGGAGCAUGGAUCCCGAGGGGGGUCGAGUGGUCAUGCUUAGCUCGGAAGUUCACGAUCCUGAACACUCUAACGCUCUUUCCAAACUUGGUGCAACCCUUCCCUCUAAAGAUGGCCUUGGUGCAUUGGUCUAUCCUGGCGCAGAUGAGGUUGGAACAGAACAUGACAUGGGCUGGCAACGAUACGCAAACAGCAAGCUAGCCAAUGUGAUGUUUAUGCAGAGUUUGAACCAAAGACUGGAACAGAAUCCAGAACUGAGCAAGAUCACCGUGACUGCUAUGGACCCAGGCGGUCUUGUGAACUCCCGGGCCCAUCUCGCCCAGCGUUCAACUACUCGCGUUUUGUUUAGGCUCCUUGCGCUUUUGCUUCCAGUGCUUAAGCUUUUUACCUACCGACUUCGAUCAAAUUUAGACUCGGCCCGAGAUGUCCUAGCACUGGCUUUGGCCCCUGAGUACGCAUCAUUGAGGGGCUAUUUCAACGGAAGAAACCCUCAACCCCCUGCCCGUGUGACUGAAGACGAGGCAAAACGCGAGGCUAUGUGGGAGGCUUGUUGGAAUUGGGUUGAUGUGAAAGAAGGCGAGACAUGUGUUCCUAAGAGACUUUCCUGA